AAUUUUCCGAUCUUUAUCUAUGGAACUUUCUGUCAAACUUCGUUUUCAUAACCUCGCAUGUUACCCUUAUUUCAAAACUUCGAAUUUUGUUUAAAUUAGCCCUUUUUAAUGAAAAAUGGAAUUGGAAACUGAAGCCCUGUCCGACCUGUGUGGUCUGCCAAGCGAACCACCAGAAAUGCGCAGCCUUUGCCCCAACUGUGAGCGCCCCAUGAUGGUAUGCUACUGUAGUUCACUGCCUAACCCCGCCCUGUGCCCUAAAAGUAGAAUAAUCCUGCUGCAGCACCCUGCCGAGGAAAAACGAUGUCUUCGAACUGCCCCCAUGUUGCAAUUGGGGCUCUCACCAGGCAAGUGCCUUAUUUUUAAAGGAAAACGAUUUCCCGGACUUCACGAAGACUUAGCUGCUAUAUUGACGGACAGUAACACACUCCUACUUUACCCUAGUUCAAGUGCGGUGGAUAUAAGCACAGUAAUUAGCCAGGAAGUGUCUGCAAGUGGCUACAAUAUAGUUAUUAUUGACGGCACCUGGCCUCAAGCUAAAGCCAUUUACACAAGCAGUACAAUCCUGCAUGGUCUGAAGCAAGUGAAGCUUCUAAACAGCAGCAACAGUGAUUAUAUUAUAAGGACGCAGCCUGCAGAUGGUUGCCUCAGCACAUUAGAGACUGCAGCUCAGUGUUUGGCAACUUUAGAAGGUGAUAGUUUGAUUAAAGACAAGCUCCUCAAGCCCCUAAAGGUCAUGUGCGAGUAUCAGUUGCAAAAUGGUGCCGUGUCACAUCAAAGUAAGGAAUUUUUAAUAAAAAACAACUCCUAUCCAAAGCUAAUUGGCAAAAGACUAAAUAAGGUUCUUAGAGACGCCGAUAGACUGAAAAAUUAAUUGUAAUUAACAAACUGAUUGAUUCAACAAUACUGAGCAAACUUUUACAGAGUUGUAUUUACACUGAUAAUUAUAAGAUAUGUUGAAAAAUA
Molecule: messenger RNA, 963 nt
Organism: Dendroctonus ponderosae (mountain pine beetle)
Lineage: Eukaryota; Metazoa; Arthropoda; Insecta; Coleoptera; Curculionidae
Gene: Dtwd2
Product: tRNA-uridine aminocarboxypropyltransferase 2
Exons: 2
Coding region: 116-871 (251 amino acids)
Source: RefSeq, a predicted model, not a curated record